GGACACCGGCGAACGGCGGCAGCCUGGCAGGCCCGCGAGUUCCCCGCCAGCCAUGGAGGCACCAGCCGCGGUGGCGAGGCUGCCCAACCACCGCGUUGUGCAGCGCCUCGCGCCGCCGCCCCGACCGCCCCCGGCGCCGGACGAGCAAGCGGACGCGCUCACCUCCACCGUCUGCGUCGCGCUCACCCUCGUAGUAAUGUUCGCCCUGAUGGUGACGCUUCAAAUCUACCUCGUGGAAUCGUCCACUAUCCAGGACUUACUCGGCUUUAAUAUGAGCUUCAACCCCGAUACACUGUUCGUUUCCAACGCCACGAGCCAGCCACGACCGCCUGCCACUGCCAGCGCCAGGACACCGCGCAUCAAGACGACAGUUUCUUCGCCGGGCCGCAAGACCGCGUCGUCACGACACAAGGGCCUCGGUGCGGGGCAGCUUGGCGACCCGCCGACGCGCGGAAGCGUCCGCGCCAUCGAGCCGCAAUCCACGGCAGCUGAGGAGGCGCCCACCACCACAACUCCGGCAUCUUACACGCUCUGGCCGGACGUGAUGUACCACCGGUACCGGUCAGUGUGCAUGUACAAGGCACGACGCAAGACGCGCUCGCGGGCCGGCCGCAACUUCGGCAUCGACGUCCUCCCCUACCACCUGUGCACAGACGCCGUGUACUGCUGCGCCGGCAUCAACGCGUCCGACGCCACCAUCAAACCGGGCGACGCGACGGUGGACGUCUUCCGGCACGGCUGGCGCAAAUUCAGUCAGCUAAAGAGCAAGAACUCCUUCCUUCGCAUCUGGAUUGCGGUGGGCGGUCGAGACGGGGGUGAAGCGAGUGAGGAGGACCGGGGCGCCUACAGCAAGAUAACGCGCGAGGAAUCACUCGCGUCACUGUUCGUGGCGAACGCGGUCGACUGGCUCGAGGCGCAGUCCUUCGACGGCCUGAUGCUCUACUGGAAAUUCCCGGAGAUUCACGAGAUGAACGGGCUCAUCGACCUGCUGCGCAUCAUGCGCGCAUCAUUCCGGCGCCUGGACCAUUCCGUGGGCGUCAUCGUGCCACUCGACCACCGGCUGCGCGAGCGCUUCGACAUGCGCGAUCUGGUCGAUCUCAUGGACGACUACAGCAUCCUCGUCGACCCCACCGAGCCCGUGCCGCCCACCUACGGAAAGACGGCCCUCAAGUGGACUCAGGACGUCGUUGAGCGCUACGCCGAGGCCUUCCGCGAGACGCAGUACACGGUUCGCGGCCAUCGCCGCAGCGGACGCUUCCAGCUCUGCUACCCUCUCGACGUCACGUCCACGUCGUACACGUUGUUUGCCACCGACGCCGAAGACAACACGACCGACGAAGGCGUCGAGUCCUCGGGUCCCGGACAGGAAGGCCGCAGCACGCGUUCGCCGGGCCGACUCGCCUACGACGAGCUGUGCCUUCGACAUCGCUGGGACGCGACGCAAGACCGUCCGUACUGCCGGGUGGCUCUGUACGGGAACCAGUGGAUCUCGCACCCGACGCCUCCCUCGCUCGAGGCGUUCGUGCGAGCGCUCAUGAAGGUGACCGGCGGCACCCGAUGCCUAGGCAUCUGGGACCCCUUCUGGGACGAUUUUGCCGGACACUGCGGCCAAGGGACUUAUCCCUUGGUCCAAACUAUUUUCAAUACGGAGCGCGCUAUAGAGAAGGCGACGAGGCGCCCACGCGCCACGAACAAUACCGGUCGCGGCUGAAGGGACACGCUUGAGCAGUGUUUGCUCAUCCAGACUUGUUCACCCGAGCGCCUGCGCGCGCAUCUUGCAAUGCGUUAUUUUUUGUUUUCCUUGAAUAUUUUGUUAUGUUUGCUU
Molecule: messenger RNA, 1825 nt
Organism: Dermacentor silvarum
Lineage: Eukaryota; Metazoa; Arthropoda; Arachnida; Ixodida; Ixodidae
Product: probable chitinase 10
Exons: 1
Coding region: 53-1711 (552 amino acids)
Biological process (GO): chitin catabolic process; carbohydrate metabolic process
Cellular component (GO): extracellular region
Molecular function (GO): chitinase activity; chitin binding
Source: RefSeq, a predicted model, not a curated record